UGAAGACCAGCAUAACCUCGGAAUUAUUGAUCGAUGGAGUGCAACGUUCCACUCACCACGUGGAUCUAUCAGUCCAAAGUUUAUAAACAAUUUCAAUAAAAAUUUUGUGUUACUUUGUGUUUUGAUGAGUGAGUAAAUCAUUAUGAGUGGAGAAUUCCAGAGUUUCGAGGAUUUGAAGCUCAACUCUUGGAUAAUAAAGCAGCUAGCAACAAUAGGAGUAAAAAAACCCACACCAAUCCAGCAGAAUUGCAUCCCAAGAAUUUUAUCCGGUGAUGAUUGCAUUGGAUGUGCUAAAACCGGUAGUGGAAAAACACUGGCUUUCGCAUUGCCCAUUCUCCAAAAAUUGUGCGAAGAUCCUUACGGAAUUUUUGCACUGGUCCUCACGCCAACUCGAGAGCUGGCAUUUCAGAUAGCUGAACAAUUUUCAGCGAUAGGUAACGCAAUAAACCUGAAGAGAUGCGUGGUGGUAGGUGGAAUGGAUAUGAUGGUUCAGGCCCAGGAGCUUGCAAAACGUCCUCACGUGGUGGUGGCAACACCAGGACGUCUUGCAGAUCACCUCGAGAGCUGUGACACGUUCACCCUCGACAGGAUAAAAUUCCUGGUGUUGGACGAGGCUGACAGACUUCUCGGUGGCCACUUCGACGAGCAGAUAGCCACGAUAUUCAAGGCUCUGCCCAAACAGAAGCAGUCACUGCUGUUUAGUGCUACGAUAACUGACACUCUCGAGCAGGUGAAGAGGAUCGCUACCAACAAGGUAUUCGAGUACGAGGCACAGGACGAUUCUGGCACUGCCACCGUCAAGGAAUUGGAUCAGAGGUAUGUCUUGUGCCCCAAUGACGUCAAGGACGCCUUCCUGGUGGAAGUUAUCAGGACGUUUAGAGAAGGAAAUCAUAAUGGAUCAAUUAUGGUAUUCACUGAUACCUGCAAAUCCUGUCAGCUGCUCUCGAUGACACUUAAUGAAGUGGGUUUCGAGAACGUGGCCCUCCACGCGAUGAUAAAACAAAGAGAGCGUCUGGCUGCCCUGAAUAAAUUCAAAUCGAAUCACACGAAAAUUCUGAUAGCCACGGACGUGGCUGCCAGAGGACUGGACAUUCCCUUCGUCGAGCUCGUCCUCAACCACACAAUUCCCAACGUCCCCAAGGAGUACAUCCACCGAGUGGGUAGGACAGCCAGGGCGGGACGUGGUGGAAUGGCCAUAAGUCUCAUCACCCCUCACGACAUCAAGCUACUGCAUGCUAUCGAAGAGAACAUUGGAACGAAAUUAUCUGAGUUCAAAGUUGAUGAUAAAGAAAUCGUUACGAUAUUUACACAGAUAUCAGUGACAAAGCGCGAAGCGGAAAUUAAACUGGAUGAGACUGAUUUUUACGAGAAGAAAAUGAUUAAUAAACGAAAGAAAUGGAUUCUUGAGGGGAAAGACCCGGAUGAAAUCGAGGAGCUUCUUGCGUCACAGAAGAAGAAGCAGAGGAAACGAGAGAAGAGGAAAAAAUCAGAAAUUAAUAAACCCGAAGAGGAAGAGAAAAUCGAGAAUUAAUG
Messenger RNA from Fopius arisanus, 1533 nucleotides. RefSeq names its product putative ATP-dependent RNA helicase Dbp45A (gene Dbp45A). Lineage: Eukaryota; Metazoa; Arthropoda; Insecta; Hymenoptera; Braconidae. The coding region runs from base 143 to 1531 and encodes 462 amino acids. The transcript has 3 exons. The record is from RefSeq and is a predicted model, not a curated record. Gene Ontology annotation, molecular function: RNA helicase activity; ATP binding; nucleic acid binding.